GUGAUUCUUAACUUGUGUUGUUAUAAGAUCAUAAUUUUAUGGUGAUAUAUGUGCAUAUAUGAAUAAUGUGAUGUUUCUUCUUGAAUGAGAGUGUAGAUUCUUGUUGGGUCUUUGAUGAUGCAUUUGGGUUUUGAUUUGUUUUCCCUGAUUCUUGAUCUGUAAAUAUUUCCCCCCUUUUACCUUCUCUCUCUUUCUCUCUCUCUCUCUCUCUAUAUAUAUAUAUAUAUUUAUAUCCUUUUCUUUGGUGUGCAGUACAGGCAAAUGCUUUGAUUCGAUAGUUAUCUGUUUGGUUUUAGCGUCCUUUCUUUUUAAUGCUUGGAUAAGUUAUUUGAUCUUUCUUCUUUGAUGAGAUGAGUCAUUGGUAUACUGUCUAAGAUUUGUUUCUCUCUCUCUAAAGUUUCUAUCUUUAUUGGAAAAGGGAAUUUGUAUGGUAUGUCAGGUGUUAGACUUUUGAUGUUUUGGGCAUAAAACAACAAGGUGCACCAAUUUCUUUAGAUGCCCAUUUUGAUACGAUUUUGUGGGGUUUCCUGUGGUGGCUGAAGCAUUUCUCUUUGAAAACUAUAAUUGAAGAAGUUCUUGCACAUCAUUGCCAAUUCUGAGAAUCAGCUACGUCUUGGAGGUCUUUGACGACUGCCUUUAUUUGGGUGUCUAUGGCAACCAAUGAAAAUCUUCCACCGAACGUCAUUAAGCAACUUGCGAAGGAGUUGAAGAAUCUUGAUGAAACUCCUCCGGUAGGCAUUAAAGUAGGUGUUAAUGAUGAUGAUUUUUCAAUCAUAUAUGCUGACAUUGAAGGCCCAGCUGGAACUCCCUACGAGAAUGGUGUUUUUCGCAUGAAAUUGAUAUUGUCUCAUGACUUCCCGCAUUCCCCUCCCAAAGGUUACUUUCUGACUAAGAUUUUUCAUCCAAACAUUGCAACAAAUGGUGAGAUUUGUGUCAACACAUUGAAAAAGGAUUGGAAUCCAAGUCUUGGGUUACGACAUGUUCUGAUUGUAAGUUGAUGUGCAGUUUAGAGUACUAGUUUUGUUUCACUUUGAUGCAGAGACCAGUAAUUUGUUGAACCCGUCAAUCCUCUAGAGAUUUUUGCAUUCA
Messenger RNA from Camellia sinensis, 1089 nucleotides. The record is from RefSeq and is a predicted model, not a curated record. NCBI's taxonomy places the organism in Eukaryota, Viridiplantae, Streptophyta, Magnoliopsida, Ericales, Theaceae.